Messenger RNA from Angiostrongylus costaricensis, 828 nucleotides. The record is from the annotation of a GenBank genome assembly. Lineage: Eukaryota; Metazoa; Nematoda; Chromadorea; Rhabditida; Metastrongylidae.
AUGCGUACUCUCUUCAACAUCCACAGUCAACAUCGUUGCCAAAGUAACUCUCCAAUCGAUAUUCGUGCUGCUGAUGUCGAUUAUGCUCUUCUACACAGGUUGCAUUUUAUCCACUACGACAUUACUGGUCCAAUCAAUAUUGUUAAUAAUGGACAUACAGUAAAAGUUGAUGGAUUUGACAAAUGGGGCUCAAAGCAGCCCUACAUACAAGGUGGUGGCUUGAGACACCGUUAUAAUCUGGUGCAGUUCCACUUCCACUGGGCGCAGCACGAUCAUCAUGGAUCCGAGCAUAAAAUUGGUGGACUGCAUUAUCCGGCGGAACUGCAUCUGGUGCACGUAAGGCAUGACGUUCCUCUUAAAGACGCGUUGCGGAAGCGAGAUGGCAUAGCGGUUAUUGGUGUUUUCAUCGUCAUCGGGCAUGACGGGAGUUCAAUAGCCGAAUUUUCACCGACCUUUGGGAACCUCGUGUUUCCUGGAAAUCGGUCGAGGGUUGAAGGUUUCCGUGCUCGUACGCUGCUACCUGCACACACGGAUGCUUUUUACCGAUAUGUGGGUAGUCUUACGACACCGGAUUGCAACGAGGCCGUCAUCUGGACAGUACUCAGCGAGCCGAUCUCGAUGACCCGUUCACAGAUGAAGGACUUGCGGCAAUUGCAUUCAAGUGACGGCGGUCGCUUAAUGCACAAUUUCCGACCUAUACAACCACUAAAUGGGAGAAGAAUCCUCUACAGACCAAGUUCAUUCGAUAAGAAACUGCUCUGCGGUGGUAGUUCGGCUGUCAGAGUCAUUGCUGCUGUGCUAGUAACCAUAAUAUCUUAUCUUCAUUAA